Fomitopsis serialis is the source of this 2529-nucleotide messenger RNA. RefSeq lists its product as uncharacterized. The coding region runs from base 73 to 2142 and encodes 689 amino acids. Gene Ontology annotation, molecular function: chromatin binding. The transcript is spliced from 5 exons. Lineage: Eukaryota; Fungi; Basidiomycota; Agaricomycetes; Polyporales; Fomitopsidaceae. The record is from RefSeq and is a predicted model, not a curated record. Gene Ontology annotation, cellular component: nuclear inner membrane.
GGCGCGCUGUGACCUCGACACGAACCAUCACCUCCGCCUGCCGUCACACACGGCUACCACGCGUCGCGCGCCAUGUCGCGCCUCACCGCCGCCCAAGUCAUCGCCCUCGGGGAGUAUCUCGAACCUGACUUCGAACCUAGCACUCUCACCGUCGCUCAGCUGCUCGGCGUCUUUGGCUAUCACAAUGUGAACUAUCCAUCCCAGUACACCAAGCCCCGGCUUGUCCAGCUAUUCAACGACGAGGUCAAGGCUAAUGCAAGCAAGCUGCGGAGGCAGAGGAUCAAGAAAGAGAGCAGUCAAGCCAGCGAUGACGGCAUAACUGAUGGCCUCACUGGGCGUCCGAUCAAUGAAGGAAAGAAGCCUGUAACGAGAAGAUCCUCAAGACGCUCAUCACGAGCACCUCCUGAACAGCUUGAAGAGCCUGAGCCUGCUCCUGCGAAGAGACGAAGAUCGUCCGCCCAGCCCUCCCUCGGUGGCCCUUCUCGCCAGAAAUCCAAGUCCGCAAAGCCAGUGGAACCAGUGCUGGUAGAAGAGAGCGAGCCUGAAGAAGAAGAAGAAGUCGCUCCGCGCAAAGUGGGCAGAAGCAAGAAGAGUACGACAGAUGCAGGCAGCGAGACGCGCCGCGUAUCGCAGGCCUUCCCUGAAGAUUCAGGCUGGGAGGAUAACAACAUAUUCCAGUCCGGCGCAGAGUCUUCUUCUCCAGCUCGUCCUCCGCCCCGACGCACCCGUCGGACCAGUACGUCAGCGCGACCCGCACCCAAAUCACGCAAAUCCCUGUCGGCGCCACCGCAAUAUGCCUCUGAAUCGCCCGAGAGGGGCACCGAACCAGCUCGGCUGCCGAGAGCCAAGCCGCCAUCCACUGUCAAGCUACCGUCUUCGGCAAAGCCACGCUCCACUUUUAAACCUCCUUCGAAUGUCUUUGACCCUCAGCUCCCACCCGACGUCCAGCGCGAGACACGCUCCAGCUCUCGGUCGAGGAGGGGGUCUGCUGCUCCGGAAGUCAAGCAAGAGCGACUGUUCAUGAUUCCUUCGCAGGUCACUGAGGAACAGGAAACGGACCUCGAAGAAAUGCGGCAGAUGGAGGCUCUUCGCGAGGACAUUGCGUCCCCGGCUGCCGAAGUAGAGCCAGAAAUGCCAGUAGUGCCCACGGAGGAUUAUCAAGAGCCGGAGGAUGACUACACGGACGAGCAAGUUGCUGCUGUGUCCAAGCGAAUCUCAGAAGGUGGACAAGUCGUGCGACAGCAAUCAGAAUCCAAAUCUCAGGGGCACUCGUUCUUCACUCGUCUUGUCAUGCUGUUGCUUUUCUUAUCAAGCUCCAGUAUGCUCUACGAGUAUAAGCGCGAGUCUUCAGAGAUCGGUUUCUGCACUGCUGGCACUACGACGAAUCCUGUCCUUGAAGAGAGGCAGGCGCGGGCUGCAGCGGUCGAGUUGUGCCAGAGAGAGAACAUGACCACUUUGCACGUGUCGCAUACAGGGUCGGCCGCGUCCCCUGUCCCUACCGGUACUGCCAGUGCUUCCGGCCAGCAGUCCCACUCUGCAGACGAUAGUGCCGUCGAGCUGUGCCCCCCUCCUGCCCUUCUGCCUCUGCCAUGGCCAGAGACGUGCACUCCCUGCCCCCGACAUGCGACAUGUACACCCUCGUCAAUCACCUGCGAGAACGGCUACGUUCUCCGCUCGCAUCCGCUUCUUUACUACGUGCCCAUCCCCGAUUCGUCGCCCCCCAAUCAAUUGUCGUACACGACCUUUACUCGCCCUAGAAGCUUGCUUGCGACCGACGUGGACGUGCCGGAGUUGAUCUACUCUGCGGUCUCAACACUAUUCGAUGGCUUACCCGGGCUUGGUGCCGUCGCAUUCCCGCCGCGUUGUGUCGCAGAUCCGCGGCGCAGGCGACACAUCAAUGGAAUGGGCAAAAGCAUCGAGACGUUCCUUGCCGCAGAAAGAGGCAAGCGUCUCUGCUCUGGGGAGGGCGCUGGUCUACCCGAAAUUACCGACAUCGAACAAGCUAAGAAAUGGGGCAGGGAGCUAGAGAAACUCAGGGACGAGAGCAUGAAGAAGACAUCGGUAAGUUUGUCUGGUCCCCACCAUGCAGGAACCUCGCUCAUUACACAAUGCGCAGCCCAACCUGCUUCCGCUGUUCAAUGACACCUUCAACGAAGCUAUCACGCAGCUGGUGGAUUGGGGCGUUGUCUUUAUGGCCGAGGAUAAAGAGUGCGUCCAUUACGUUGUCUGAUUCCGGACAUUUGCUCACAAGACUCGUUCUAGCGGCACUCGCUACAUCGCUUCGAAGAAUCCCUCGUUGGAUGUAAUUUGCACCCUGACAGUCAAGUCGCGUGAAACCUGGGCCCAAUGGAGGGCUUCCGUCAUUGGUACGUCGCGCAUCCUUGUUCCCCCACCCUCAAACACUGAGACGAACUUCCGACCGCCGCUGUCUGCAGGAAGCGCCCUCUUAUUUCUGAGUGCCUUGGUGCUUAAACGCCGAAGGGCCCAGAACGCGGCAGAGAACGAGCGCGUAGCGGGUCUGGUGCAAAU